Molecule: messenger RNA, 3648 nt
Organism: Aureobasidium musti
Lineage: Eukaryota; Fungi; Ascomycota; Dothideomycetes; Dothideales; Saccotheciaceae
Source: the annotation of a GenBank genome assembly
AAGGCACAAGCGUUUCCUGCAACAGCGCUCGCAGACGCCGGACUUCCUUCGGAUGAGCGGCGUGCUCAAGAGCUCGAUAAAUACUACACACCAACUAAUGUAUCGGUGCUACGCUUGACAGAAAGAGACUCUGCGCUGCCUGCCCAUAUGCAACUCUUGUGCUGGCGCCUAGGUAUGCGAAGAGCCUUGGUCAGCCUCAUUGAUCGAGACACCCAAUACUAUGUUGCUGAGUCGACAAAAACCAUGGAUCUUCACGAUUCGAACAGCUUUUUGAUGAGGACGACGGACCCUUGGCUCUCGUGCAACGCAGGUCAUCCCAAGACAGGCAUUCUGUGUGCUGAAACUAUUCGAGCUGUGGUUAGCUCUGACAAAGAACCUGCUUAUUUCGAAGUCUGCGAUCUGGCUGCCGAUCCCAGAUUUUCUCAGCUCAACAUUGUCGAAGAUCUGAAAGUUGCCUACUAUUGUGGAGUUCCUAUUCGCACGAACAACAGAAUCGUAAUUGGCACUGUCUUUGUUCUGGAUGACAAACCUCGAGAACCUCUUUCCUUACAGCAUAUACACUUCCUCACGUCAAUAAGCGACAACGUUAUGAUUUACCUUGAGAAUCGCAAACAACGAAUGGAUGUUGACAGAAUCAUGAAGAUGAACAAGUCUCUUGCAUCUUUCAUGGACUCACACCAAAACGAGAGAAUGCAAACUCCGCCGGAUCAAGACUCUUCAGCAGUCAACCAGCCAAAAACCCGAUGCAACAGCAUGGACAAUUCCUCAGAGGACGAGCUUCCUCAGGGCAAUAGAGGGAGAGAGCAUAGCGAAAUCUUCAACCGUGCUUCGACUUUAUUGAGCCAAUCUCUAGCUCUACAGGAAAAUGGUGGUGGCGUCAUUUUCCUUGAUACUGCACCCAAAUUCUCAGGAAGAAGCAGCUCAACUCAUCGUCUUCAGAGACGUGAGAGUGGUCCCAAACGAGAUCCUUCCAGACUCGUCGCUGACACUGCCCGACUGUCGCGCACUCCAUCGGACGAGGAGAGGAACAAAGACGAUGGCCAUAGGACCUUUGCAGCUAUACUCGCUCAUAACGUCUGUGUUGCAUCUUUUGACCAACCUGAUCAGUCAUGUCAGUUGAAUGGGAACACGCCUGAUAACAUACCUGUCAAAAGUCUUCUAAAGUUCAUCAAGAAGGUUCCGGCAGGACAAGUCUAUCACUUCCCAGAACUGCGCGAUCCACGAACUGGGGAGAUGUUAAGGAUAAAGUGUCGAAAUCCACAGCAUCAAAGCAAUGUAGAGGAGGCCGACGUGAGGUCCCUUUUCUCACACUUUCGUGGAGCCGUUGAGAUCAUCCUAGUACCACUGUGGAACACCCACCUUGGUCGGUGGUAUAUCUGCCUCGUCUACACGCUCUCGAGCGAGCGGAACUUCACCUUUGAAAUUGACUACUUCUUCUGUCGAGCAUUCUGUAACUGUGUGAAAGCCGAAAUAGACCGGUGUGCUGUCGAACUUUCAAACCAACAGAAAGGUGUUUUCAUUGGAUCAGUCAGUCAUGAAUUGCGAUCUCCUCUGCACGGUAUCUUAGCCUCCUGCGAGCUCAUUCAGGAGACUGAGAUGUCACCUUUCCAGGCAUCUCUCGUUGAUACUACAGAAAGUUGCGCACAUACACUUCUCGACACCAUCCAAAUGGUUCUCGAUUUCAGCAAGGUGAACGCCUUCACAAAGGACCAGCCUAGGGAGAAGUUGAACGUAAGGCCACAUGUUGUCAAAGGAGGAGUCGAACCACUCCUCAGCACCUACUCCCAUGUCAAUAUAGCUGCUAUCGCAGAAGAAGUCAUCGAAGGCGUAACAACAGGUUUCCUUGCAAAAAGUGAUCCGAGUAUGGAAUUGGGAUUCGCUGGAGAAAGAUCAAAGUGCAAUGCCAGAACAUUUGAGGACCUGCUGGCCAUGCCACAAGCACCUGUGGAAGUAAUCCUUGACGUCAGUCCGCCGCAAGAUUGGACAUUCAUUACACAACCUGGAUCUUAUCGGCGCAUUAUCAUGAACAUUUUUGGCAACAGCUUGAAGUAUACUGAACACGGAUACAUCAAAAUUGCGCUUAAAUGCGAGGAAAUUGACACGAAAGAACCGGAUUCAUUCAUGGCUACGGUCGAGCUGAAAGUCACAGAUACUGGUAAAGGAAUCUCUCAGGCUUACAUGGACACCAAGAUGUUUACGUCUUUUGCUCAAGAGAAUCCGUUGGCUCCUGGGACAGGCCUUGGACUCUCUCUAGUCAGGUCUCUCGUGCAGAUGAUGAACGGAGAGAUAGAGGUUCGGUCUGAAGUCAACCACGGUACAGAAGUCACGGUGAGGAUUCCGAUGAAACGUGCAAGCUCACAUAUUCCACGUGAUGGAUUCCACAGACCCAACGAAGACGACAUUCAGACUCUACGCACAAUUUCACCACGACCUCAGAUUGUAAACUUCCCACAGGACAUUCUGCCUAACGAUACCCCUCAGAAGCAGAAAGGUUAUGAGAUGCAAAAGCAUGCAUUGGCUGCUUGCAUCAAUGGUUGGUACAAGAUUGACGCCCUUGAUGAUUGGGAUUUGCAAAUCAAGCCUGAUAUCAUUCUUGUGGAUGAUAUUCACCUUUUGGCAAUCACAAAACAUCUGAAACUUCUGGAAGAGUUUAAUGCCGUUGUUGUGAUCCUCUGUUCGGAUCGAUCCAGGACAACAGCAAUCUCGAAAAAUGUCAGUUAUCCCAAACUGCACAUAAUGCCAAAACCAUUCGGACCUUUCAAGCUUGCAAAGGCACUCAAGCACGCUCUGGACAAGCGAGGUUCUAUAUCUAGAUCCAGCUCCGAUCCUCCUAUCUUGGAAGAGUUUGGACCCAUUCCUGAGCUCAAGCAACUAAGCCCAACUCUGAGACGGGUCCCUUCAUACUCACAGAAUCUGUCCAAGAGAAGGAGGAAACCAUCAUUCGACAAGAGCUUCCCUUUUCCCUCGAUGCUUGUCACACCAACACCUCAAUCACCUACACCAUCUAUACCAGGAAUUACACCUCAGAUCGAAGUGACUGGCACAUACCAUAGACGGCUGAAAACACUCGAUGUGCCUCUGUCAGACCAAGUACCGCUUGAGAAACACAAUGACCUUGUCCGCAGCCACAGCGAAGGCCACAUAGAGCGUGUUCACCACAAGCCUAUCAAGCCGAGAAUAUUGCUUGUCGAUGACAACGAAGUCAACCUCAAGCUCUUGCAGACUUUCUUCGUCCGCCGCGGCUUUACGGAUAUGAGGUUGGCUCGAGACGGCGUUGAAGCGGUCAAAGUGUACGAAGACGCACUGCACCAGCACGACCCUUUCCAUUUGGUGUUCAUGGACAUCAGCAUGCCAGUCAUGGACGGUUUCGAGGCGACGAAACUCAUACGGCAGAAGGAAAUCUCGGCGGCACCACACUCUGUCGAACCAUAUCACAGCUUGGUCAUUGCUUUGACAGGCAACGCCAGUGCUGAAGAUCAGACUGAUGCUUUCACAAAUGGUAUGGACAUGUACAUGACGAAGCCUGUCUCACUGAAAGACGUUGGGGAGCUCUUGAAGGCGUGGGAAGAGAAGACGGCAGUGUAUGGAGCGGGAGGUGCAAGAUCUGCACUCCUUGAAGACAACGCAACUUCUGACGAAGCCUGUUGA